Notothenia coriiceps (black rockcod) is the source of this 1469-nucleotide messenger RNA. Its product is annotated as kelch-like protein 41b. Bases 108 to 1469 code for a protein of 453 amino acids. Gene Ontology annotation, molecular function: protein binding. The record is from RefSeq and is a predicted model, not a curated record. The transcript has 3 exons. NCBI's taxonomy places the organism in Eukaryota, Metazoa, Chordata, Actinopteri, Perciformes, Nototheniidae.
UCGGGGACCCUUUUCUCUGCUCUCCCUUUUCCAGCCAGGACCGACUGCCAAAAGGACCUGUGGCCGCCGUCUCCUUCCUCUCUCUGCAGACCCCCCAGUGACACACCAUGGACCCCAACGCCAUCAAGGAAGAGCUGCGCCUGUUUCAGAGCACCCUGCUUCAGGAUGGGCUGAAGGAGCUGCUUAACGAGAACAAGUUUGUGGACUGCACCCUGAAGGUAGGCGACAGAAGCUUCCCCUGCCAUCGGCUCAUCAUGGCCGCCUGCAGCCCGUACUUCAGGGAUAUCUUCUUCACAGAGGAUGGGAAGGAGGUGGAGAACACCAAGGAGGUGGUCCUGGAGGAAGUCAAUCCUUCCAUCCUGGAUAUGGUCAUUCAGUACCUCUACUCAGCCGAGAUUGACCUCACCGAUGACAAUGUCCAGGAUAUAAUUGCUGUGGCCAACAGAUUCCAGAUCCCUUCUGUCUUUACAGUCUGUGUAAAUUACCUUCUCAAGAAGUUGUCUCUGGGAAACUGCUUGGCGAUCUUCAGGAUGGGCCUGGUGAUCAGCUGUCCGAGACUCGCUGUGGCCGCACGCAACUACGUCGCAGACCGCUUCGAACUCCUUUACAACAAAGAUGAGUUCCUCAAGCUUGCGGCCCACGAACUGUUCGCAGUCAUCGGCGGAGACUCAUUGAAUGUGGCGAAGGAGGAGCUGGUGUUUGAGGCGGUCAUGGCAUGGGUACGUUAUGACAAAGAGCGAGUCAAGGUCCUGAAGGAUGCUUUCAACUGCAUCCGCUUCCGCCUGCUGCCGGAGAAGUACUUCCAAGACAAAGUAGAGUCCGAUGAUAUUAUCAAGGCGGACCCGGAGCUCCAGAAGACGAUCCAGGUCAUCAGCGAUGCCUUCAAGGGAAAACUUCCAGAGACACCCGCGAAGAAGGAGGGGGAGGAAGGAGAGGAGGAGGAAAGCCCCUUCCCAGGUUUCCUGAAUGACAACCGAAGACAAGGCAUGUACGGACGCGAAUUCAUCGUCAUGAUUAAUGAUACCGCAUCGGUGGCGUAUGAUGUCAACGAGAACGAGUGCUUCCUGGCGGCCAUGUCGGAGCAGGUGCCACGUAACCACGUCAGCCUGGCGUCACAGAAGAACCAGCUCUACGUCAUUGGAGGAGUGUUUGUGGAUGAGGAAAACAAAGAUCUACCCCUCCAAUGUUACUUUUUCAUGUUGGAUCCCCUCAUCUCUGAAUGGGUCGCCCUGCCGCCCAUGCCUUCUCCAAGAUGCCUCUUCAACAUCGGAGAGAGCGACAACCUGCUGUUCGCCGUGGCAGGAAAAGACCUCCAGAGCAACGAGUCGCUGGACACUGUCAUGUGCUUCGAUAUUGAAAAAAUGAAGUGGAGUGAGACCAAAAAGCUUCCUCUGAAGAUCCACGGCCAUGCUGUCAUCUCCCACAAAGGACUGGUCUACUGCAUUGGUGGAAAGACUGACGACAAGUGA